AUGCAGUCGCUCGCGCCUGCGCCCAUGCCUCAAAGCAUGCAGACUCAGGACAUGAGCGCAGACAAUGACUUAAGAGCCCAGCUUGCCGCUGUCAUCAGCACCUCCCAGCAGCAGCAGCAACCUCAGCAGCCCCAGCAACCACAGCGCCCACACCAGCAGCGUCCUGGACCUCCCCAUGGCUACAGCGACGUCCCGGCAUCGAGCAGCGCAAGCCCCCAGAAUCACAAUAUCGAUCCUGCCAUCGGAGGCGGAGGGCCUCCAGGAGGCAUGAUGAGCUCUGGCGCGGCGGGUGACAGUGGUGGCGAUGACAGUAUGGGCGAUGGUCGUAAGGGCGGGAAGCGCGAGCUUUCGCAAUCGAAGCGCGCAGCGCAGAAUCGCGCAGCUCAGCGCGCUUUUCGACAACGGAAAGAAGGAUAUAUCAAGAAACUCGAGGAGCAAGUUCGAGAAAUGCAUGCGCUGGAAGAGAACUACAAGGCCAUCCAAGGGGAGAACUACUCGUUGCGCGAAUACAUCAUCCACCUGCAAUCCCGGCUCCUCGAGUCCCAGGGCGAAUACCCGCAACCACCACCCAACGUCAACCUCUCACAUCCGCACCAUCCUCCACGUCAACACCCCGAGCAACAUGUGCAACAUCAUGCUGGCGGUGGAGGCGCCCCCGUUGCUGCUAUGGCGCCGAUGAAUCCGCUGAAUCCAUCCGCGGCGAGGAACCUCGCUGCGGCGGGGCUGAGUAACACGGCGAAACAUCCCCAAGAGGAGUAUGAGCGCAAGGCGCAUACUAAAGAUGUCGCUGGCGAGGAGCCCGCCGAUGAGGAGAUCAUCCGCUCUCAGCUACAAUCUCCUCAUGGCUUACCUGCUCCUGUGCCCAUGUAA
Venustampulla echinocandica is the source of this 870-nucleotide messenger RNA. RefSeq lists its product as uncharacterized. The record is from RefSeq and is a predicted model, not a curated record. Lineage: Eukaryota; Fungi; Ascomycota; Leotiomycetes; Helotiales; Pleuroascaceae. Gene Ontology annotation, cellular component: RNA polymerase II transcription regulator complex. The transcript is spliced from 4 exons. Gene Ontology annotation, molecular function: transcription cis-regulatory region binding; DNA-binding transcription activator activity, RNA polymerase II-specific. Bases 1 to 870 code for a protein of 289 amino acids.